Molecule: messenger RNA, 5127 nt
Organism: Astyanax mexicanus (Mexican tetra)
Lineage: Eukaryota; Metazoa; Chordata; Actinopteri; Characiformes; Acestrorhamphidae
Gene: znf608
Product: zinc finger protein 608
Exons: 7
Coding region: 16-4005 (1329 amino acids)
Biological process (GO): regulation of transcription by RNA polymerase II
Cellular component (GO): nucleus
Source: RefSeq, a predicted model, not a curated record
UCUGUCAGAAAUCCUAUGUGGAGAAUGUCAGUCACUUCCUCCGUGCUGGAGCGGAGGAGUGUGAGGCUGAGCGGAGUCGACGCGUCGGACAGCGGGGAUGAGUGGGAGAUCGGGCUCGGGGAUCUGAUCAUCGACCUGGACGCCGAUUUGGAGAAGGAUCGACGUAGAUCGGAAAUGCACGGGGGGCGCGCUCUGGCCGUGAAAGGCGCGGAGAGCGGCCAGGGGGAGUCGGAGCGGGAGCGGGAGAGGGAGCGAGAACGCGAGGGUGCGCUGGACGGCCUCGGGGGUCCCGGCGCGCAUCCCACCGCCGCCGCCCGAGCCAGUCUCGGCAAGGAGGCGAGGAAAUUCAAGGAGAAGCGGAGGCACUCGCUGGGGGACGGGGACGCCGAGCUGUUCGCGUCGGGUGCGGGAAAACGGCGUGAGCCUCAAGGACGCAUCGGAGGAGGGGAGCUCACGGGGAUGAACGCGGCGGCGGCAGCAGCGACGCUGGAGCGCGGCGGCUGCGGCCACCCCGAGCAGCAGCAGCCCGGUGAUGUAAGCGGCUCCUGCGCCAAAGGCAAAGAGGGGAAGAGGGGGAGGAAUCAGGGCAGGGGGCUGAAGCGGGAGGCGCGGGACUCGGUGCGGGCGAGGAAGGACAGGCACGGCGGCGAUGCCGCGGCGUUAGGACUGGGCCCCGUCCCGCAGGACGAGGGCGGCUGGAAGGAGAAACCGUGCUAUUGUGGAGACAACGGAGCGGCGGACGCUGGCAUGAGGGUUGUUGGCGCUAUUGUUGCCGAGCGGGCUGACGGAGCCUGCUCGCCUGAACCGGCUCAUAAGACGUUAAGUAUAAAAACCAGGUCAGUGGGAACCAAUACCCAAGAGGCUGAAAGAGCCAUUGAGUCAAACUACAUGGAACCAUGUCAACCAGGAACAAGCGUAAAUUUGGAGGGGAUCGUGUGGCAUGAAACAGAGGAGGGGGUUCUUGUGGUGAAUGUCACAUGGAGAAAAAGGACCUAUGUGGGAACUCUCUUAGACUGUACCAAGCAUGACUGGGCUCCACCUCGGUUUUGUGAGUCCCCAAUGAGUGAUUCUGAAAUGCCAUGUGGGAGAGGACGUGGCAAACGAAUGCGACUGGCAGUGUCAGACCAGCCUGGCGUAGAACCUGGCCUCUCCAAGAUAAGAGGGCUAACACAUAAGAGGCGAGGAGUGGGCAUAGGCAACAAAGGCAGGCGAGGAAGUCUAAACCUCAGUACCUGUAGGACUCCUGCAUACUAUUCAGUGGAAGACAUCAAAUCAAGUCCACUUAUAUGUGGUAAAAGAAAAAGCAAAGCCCCAGCCGAUCUAGAUUUGAGCCUAGUUUCAGAGGACGUUAGGAAUGGAAAUGGAAAAAGAAUGCGUGCCAAAUCCAGGAGUGCUCCUUCCACUCCACAGGGCAAAUCAGAUCCAGCGUUUCUAGACCAGGUCUGCGCCUCUCCGAUGCUAAUUGAUUGCCCACACCCUAACUGCAACAAGAAAUACAAGCAUAUCAAUGGGCUACGCUAUCACCAAUCACACGCACACUUGGACAGCGAUAGCAAACAGGAGUUUGAGGCAGAGAGUGAGGACAGGCUAUCUGAUUACGAGGAAUCACUCAGCAAUGUGGCCUUUGACUCCACUGAAAAUCUGGAAAUUAUUUCCAAGAAGCCAAGAACCAUAUAUAAGCUAAAUUCAGGUGGAUCUCCAAAGAGCAGAAAGUUAUUGCUAAACAGUGAUCACAGUCCCACAGCAAGCACUAAACCCCGGAGGAAUAUGGUAGGCAAGGAGGGACCUGUAGAUGACUUGAGCAACCUGCCACUGAUUUCAAAUAUGUCUGUGGUCCUAGAGAACUGCCUCAUCACGGACCGUAACUCAUCUGUAGAGAUGCCUAAGCUUGAAGCCGAAGGUGUCAUUGAGAAGAGGGAGGUUAAAAAAGAAAAUGGAAUUGCUGAAAGGUGUUCAGCCAAAUCUAGGGCUAACAGACUUAUUACUACUCCUGCACCCCCAAAGCUUAUUGCUAUUCCCACAACUUAUCCUACUAAAAUCACAGAAAACUCAUCUCAUCAACCUUCUCCAACUGUUGCUCUCACAAAAGCUAAAAACAUAUCACUAAAACCGAUCAAGCCAAAGUUGGACAUUGUUACUCAAGUUAAUAUGGCGAAUGCAACUAUAGUUUUGAGUAAAGAAAGUAAGAGAAAGGAUAAGCACAGAUUAAAGGACAGAAAUUGUAAAGAUCCAAGAAGUCCGAAAAGUGAUCCUGUCUUCACAAAGGCAGAGGAAACAAAAUGUAUAGGAAAAGACUUUCCAGUCAGCCUGUUGAAAGAGCAUUUGAGCAAACAAGACAUUGUCAAUUGUCCGAGUGAAACUCAAGAAAGUCGAAUGGCAAGUAUCAGAGCUGAGGCUGACAAAGUGUACACCUUUACUGACAACGCUCCCAGCCCUUCCAUUGGGAGCACAGCACGAAUGGACUCUGGGACGCUGUCAAAUGGAGAUGGCAAUACCACCAAAACAAACAGUCCAGCAUACUCUGACAUAUCUGAUGCGGCUGAGGACGGUGGUCUAAAUUCAAGAUCAAGAAGAAACUCGGCUCCUGACUCCAGUCUGAAUGGAAAUAUUAAUGCCAAAAUUCCCUGCCCAGUUACCCCCAUCACUACAGCCCUGGGUAAAGAAGCUCAGUCGUCAACUCACAGCCACGGAUAUGAAUCUUAUGGUCUUCCGGGAUACAUGCACUCUGGACAAAGCAACUCUGCACCUUUCCUAAAGAUCUCCACACCCUACAGUAGAACUAAAGAGGAUAUCAGAGAGUUAAACGAGGACCUGAAAAGCACAGAAUCAAAUGUGGAAUCUAACUCUCAGUCACAGCUUCAGUUAGCCAUGACCCAAACCCAAACUGCUCUAGCUCAGUCCUUGUACUAUGGACAGUACACUCGUAAUGUCCCAGUUGACCAGAAGGUCUUAAUAGUUCCAAACACCCACCGGCAGCAGAAUGAUACAUGCUGUGAUGACGUGCAAUACAGUAAACCGAGCAGAGUUCAAGCUAGACGUGGACCUGAGCAGAAAGAGCGAAUGAAAGAGGAUCCAAAACCGAUGAUAAAUUCAUCUGCUACAAUCCACAAGGGAUCAAACUCUGUUAAAAUCAACUGUGCAAAGCCAGGCUUCAUCUAUGUAGAGCUGGACAAACAGUUAUCACUUCAGCAGACGCAAACAAAGUCUUCUCUAAUGUCAAUGGCCAAAGACCAAGGGCAUAACACGGAGUCUGAAGACUUCAACGCAGAAAGUCAGAAUACAAAAACAAAUGUGGACACAAAUGUAACAUAUCUGAAUGCUUCAGCAUCCCAGUCCUGGAGCCACUCUUUUCAGUCCAAAUAUGUGAAGCAGCAAAAUCAAGAAGUAAACAAGGUCUCUCAGGAAAUAGGCCCAGACAAGGUGAAAGAGUGGCGUGGUGUUCCUGAAGCAGAUUCCAGACUGGAGGCAGAGCUUCAAAAUGUGAAGUGUGAGACACCUCCAGAGGACAUCGAAGACAGCCCCAGAGCAGAGGUGGAAGAGAUACCCAGCGAAAGCUCUGAAGACUCACAGAGUAUGAGAGUGGCUUCUUCUCAACAAUCCUACAUUCAGUACCAGCAUUCCUACCCCUACCUCCACUUAUGUGAGGCAAACAACACUUCCUUUAGGGUGAUGUCACCAGCACUGGUGCACAACUACCCAGGUUUCCAUUACCCUCUAUAUGGGAAGACAGCCGGCCGAGAGGACUCGGAAGGGACACAGAACAGCAAGCCGGUGACUGACCCCACAGCCCUGGAGCUGCUGCCCCAUCACAAUCUUCCAUACCAUGGCAAAUCUCCUGUGCCUGGAGAGCGGGGAUCUCCAGAUGAGGACAGGGAGACGGAACAAGAAAGAGAAAAUGUUCCUUUUGCACAUCACCUUCACACACAUCAUCACACUCAUCUGGGCAUGAGCUACACUCUUGUGUCGGGGCAAUAUGACCCUUACCAAGGAGAAAAGAAAAACUAAAAGAACCUCAGCACCAGUUAAUGUUUAUUAGAAGCAUAAAAGCUGGUCAUUUUAAAGAACAUUUUAAAGUCUUUAAGAAAGUCCUUCAGGCUCAUUUUUGUUUUAACCAUGAAAUCUUUGAAGAAGGACCUGAGAAUGGAAGCCUUGGUUGCCAGCCAGCAAGUGGCAACCACACAGACUGCCAGUAUAUAUCACUGGAAAUAGCCCCUGUCACUUUAUUAUGGGAUUAUUUGUGAAUACUGAUUAUUCAUUGUACAAUUGCAGAAAAUUAUACGAAAAUGUGAGGCCAAACGACAGGUCCCUGGCUCACACAAGGAUUCAUAGACAUCAAUUCCAUGGUGUUAUUCAUUGCCUCCAUGGGAGGCAGAAACUUUUUUUAAUUAAUGAAUGUAACAUUAGAGGAACAAUGCAGUGCUAAUAUUAUGGAACGAUGUAUAGGUAUGUAACAGUAUUGCCAUAGUGAGACAAGGCUUUGUAAAAUAGGCUAUUUGCUUAUGGGUGCCUGUCACAAGAGACAAACAUGUAAAGCUUUCUCUACUAGGAUUUCGCCUGUAUAUGGCUGCAUCUAGCUAGUUGUAUGCACAUGUAUCGUUGUGUACCAUAAUAUUGAAUGUAUUUGAUAUUUCAUGACCUCUAUGUGGUAAAGGAUGAUUUUACAGUAGACUGUAAGGUGGAUCUGUCUGCAUUAACCUAUUAACAUGAAUAUACUGUUAUUAGCCACAGCCAUUAACCGAUUGUAUUGUAUUAAGUGAAAGGAGUUAAUCAACACAUCUCAGUGCCAUAAAGUAUUAUCGUAAUGUACAUUUUGUACAUAGUUUAACAAAGCUUAAUACUACUAGCUUAUGUACAGUUGUUUUCAGUGCAAUGUACCGUUGUCUAUAUCACCUCACAUGGCAAAAGUAGUCCCCUUUGUUACUUGAAUAGUGCUGCAUUUAUCUAAAUAUGUUUACAAGUACAUCUUUGGAAAAACAAGUCAGUGUUGUAUUUUGGUUUGUCCUUACUGUCAUUAGUUUUUCUUGAUGUCAACUAUACAGUUCCAUGAAAUUACAGUUGCUUUUUAUACUGUUCUUGCCUUAACACAUUUGUCAAUCCAAAUAAAAAGUAAAGGUUGUUUGUACAUGA